GAGCGUAUGAAGGUUUGUUGCACGUGCUUGCAGAGCAUCUUUAAACGCUGAAUUCAAAAUGCAAGGAUACUCUCAAGAAGCUUCGCCACAGCCAUUAGCGAUAGUUACAGAUGAAACUGCAAGCUUUUACGAGAACAGUCAUUCAAACUUCUCAAGACCUUUGCGACGGGAGGAAUACAAGGCCUGUGUUAAGAAUGUUCCUAUUGAUAUGUCUAAGGAGAGUCUUGAAGCACUUUUCAGAGGCUGUGGGAAUGUUGCAUCGGUUCACAUUUUGCCACCAAAACCUGGAUGGAACAGCACCAUAAGUUUUGUAGCAUUUUCAUCAGAGGACGAGCUCAGUAAAGCACUAGAUACCAUGAAUGGCACUUCUUUAGGAGAUCACUGUCUUAAAGUAGAAGUAGCAGUUCCUCGAGACAGAAUUACUAGGACAUCAGGAAAAGAUUUUCAACAUCCUGGUGGUUAUCAGAACAAGCAACUAUUUUUUCAAAGGAGUAAAUCAGAACAACAACCUGGCAGAGGUCAAUUUGAGCAGCUUGGAGGAAGGGGACCAUAUCAGCAGCCUGGAGGAAGAGGACUUUAUCAGCAUACUGGAGGAAGAGGGAAAUAUGAGCAGCCUGCUGGAAGAGGACAAUUUAAGCAGCCUGGAGGAAGAGGACAAUUUGAGCAGACUGGAGAAAUGGUCCCACAUCAGCAGCCUGGAGGAUGGGACCCAUAUCAGCAGCCUGUGGGUAGGGGACAGAAUGGGCAGGCUGGAGGAUGGCAACCAUAUCAGCAGCCUGAAGGAUGGGGACCAUAUGAGCAGGCUGGAGGAAGAGGACCCUAUGAGCAGCCUAGAGGAAUGGGAACAUAUGACCAGCCAGGAGGAAGAGGCCAAUACAUGCACCCUGGAGGAAGGGGGUCAUAUCAUGGACACCAGUCAGCUGUAAUGAUGAGACCAUAUCAAAACACUGGUGUCAGAGUUGAGCAAGCAAUUUUCAAUCCAAGAGGACCUGGCCGAGGAGUGGGAAUGAUGCAAUCAUUUGGUCCUAGCAGCGAAGUUGUGCCGGGUGGUGCUAGCAGCAUCCUGAAUGGAGCAACAAAUUCUUACCCACAUGAAGCUGAAGCUUUGCAGAAAAAUGGAGCACAAUAUCUGUGGGAUGAGACUGGAGGUUCAGACAUACAACAAUUGACUGGACGGUUACCUCGACAUAGUGAGACAGAAGAUAAUACGACCAACCCAACACCACAUGCAACAGUGCAAAAUGGAUCUGGGAACAGAAUGCCUCCAGUUACAUAUAUUCCACCAGAGCUUCCAAGUGACAUCAAUGAACUUUUCCAGGAUGCACCACACAGUGGAUUGAACUUUGAUAAGUAUGAUGACAUUCCUGUGAAAGUUACUGGCAAAGGUUCUGUUUCACCUAUUUCAUCUUUUGAGGAAGCUGGGAUUUUAGAACAAUGUUUAAAAAACAUCAAGAGGGCACAAUUCACCAAACCAACACCUAUUCAGAAGUAUGCUAUUCCUAUAGCUCUUGAAGGCCGAGAUCUCAUGGCCUGUGCUCAAACAGGCUCAGGAAAAACAGUAGCAUUUGUGGUACCGGUGUUGACUGCAAUGAUUAAACAAGAUAAUCUUAGUGGUGGCUCUUUAACUGGUGAAACUCCUGCUCCAUCAGCACUUUGUAUUGCACCAACUCGUGAGCUUGCUGUUCAGAUCUUUAAGGAAGUGUGUAAGUUUGCUGAUGGAACUGUUGUGUGUCCAGCUGUUUGUUAUGGUGGAGUAAAUGUUCAUCACCAAUUGACUAAGAUAAGAAAAGGAUGCCACUUCUUGAUUGCUACUCCUGGAAGGCUAGAGGACUUUGUUUCCCAAAGACAGAUAAGUCUGGAAAAAGUUCAUUACCUAAUUUUGGAUGAAGCAGACCGUAUGUUAGAUAUGGGAUUUGAACAAACAGUUCGUAAGCUUGUGGAGAAUUGUGGAAUGCCUGGUAAAGUUCACAGGCAAACACUCAUGUUCAGUGCAACUUUCCCAGAUGAUAUUCAGCGUCUAGCAGCAGACUUUUUGAGGGAAGAUUAUCUUUUUGUUAUUGUGGGUCGUAUUGGAGGAUCAAAUUUGGACAUCAGUCAGACAGUUAUUUCUGUACCAGGAGACGAAAAACAAGAGAAACUGUUUAAUAUUCUGCUUAACUCAGGAACAGAUCGCACCUUGAUAUUUGUAGAGCUUAAACGUGUAGCAGAUUUCUUGGCUUGUCUCCUCUCUCAAAAUAACUUUCCAACCACAAGUAUCAGUGGGGACAGGACACAGCAAGAGCGUGAAGCAGCCUUGCAGGACUUCAGAAGCGGUCGAGCUCCUGUACUUGUGGCGACAUCAGUGGCAGCACGAGGUCUAGAUAUACCUGAUGUAAAGCAUGUUAUCAACUUUGAUCUUCCUCAGGACAUAGAAGAAUAUGUCCAUAGAAUUGGUCGGACUGGUCGGAUUGGUAACAAAGGAAGAGCUACCUCCUUUUUCCAGCCAGGGAAAGAUGAAAGGCUUGCCCGCAGUCUGGUUAAAGUUUUAUCUGAGGCAUAUCAAGAAGUUCCAGAUUGGCUUGAGCACGUUGCAGAAGAAGCUAUUGGUUCGUCAUAUGGCCCUGCAGGUGGAAGAUUUGCCUCCAAAGAUAGAAGAGAGAGGGAACAACUUAAAGGCAGUGGUUCCCGAGAUGUGAUAGGGGAAGUCAACAGGCGCAUGGAACAACUCGAUGUUCAGUCACAAAACAAACAUCCUCGUGGGGAAGUGAACAAUUCAACAGAUCUGUCAGGUUACCCGGAUGAGGAAGAAUGGGACUAAGUCGAAUUUUUUUUAGCGACCGGAAUCCAGAUGGAUAUUUACUGUUUGUUGCCGUGCAUUAAGAAAAAAAGACAACCUAAUGUUUGUUUCUGUUUUUUGAAGUAUUCGUUGAAGAUGUAAUGAGUUUGUUGGGUUUUUUUUCUUCUUCAAUGCCGGGGAACUGGACACGCUUGGUCGACCGAAUCUGAUUAACUUCAAGGGGCACCACGUCCAUACUACCCCUCGUGUAAUCUCACGAACAAGGUCGUCGUGUAAUCAGACGUUGUUUGAUUGAUUAUCGUGUACAAGCUGUUGUCCCGUAGAAAAUGCAUUCCUGGCAUUCUUGUAAUCUGUUUUUCAUUGCGAGGUUGUAUCGUGCCUGACGUUUCUAUGGUUACCUUUUCUUACGAUUAUUAUUGUUAUUGUUGCGUUUUCUAUUGAUGUAAAUUCACAAAUGAAUCAUUGCAGUUUAAA
This is a messenger RNA of Pocillopora verrucosa, 3250 nucleotides long. RefSeq names its product ATP-dependent RNA helicase DDX4-like. Gene Ontology annotation, molecular function: ATP binding; RNA binding; RNA helicase activity. NCBI's taxonomy places the organism in Eukaryota, Metazoa, Cnidaria, Anthozoa, Scleractinia, Pocilloporidae. The record is from RefSeq and is a predicted model, not a curated record. Gene Ontology annotation, cellular component: P granule; nucleus. Gene Ontology annotation, biological process: gamete generation; cell differentiation.